Messenger RNA from Chaetomium fimeti, 2705 nucleotides. Its product is annotated as peptide N-acetyl-beta-D-glucosaminyl asparaginase amidase A-domain-containing protein. Lineage: Eukaryota; Fungi; Ascomycota; Sordariomycetes; Sordariales; Chaetomiaceae. The record is from RefSeq and is a predicted model, not a curated record. The transcript is spliced from 4 exons. The coding region runs from base 138 to 2210 and encodes 690 amino acids.
GGUGCGCCUCCAAGUAGAAGUCCCCGUUGCCCUCACGCAGAUCUCCUUCCCACCUUCCUUCGUUCCAUGGGACUUCUUCGACGCGACUACACCGGUUGAUCUGCAACCUGGGACUACCGUUCCAUAAUCAGUUCACCAUGGCUUCAUCAGAUCCCGAGAAGCGCGCCAUUUUCGCCGAUGAGAAAAAAGAUGGCCUGGUAUCCUCAAACGGGAGAGCCCCAAGGCGCCGCCGCGUGUGGCAUUGGUUCGCUAUCUGCCUCGCCGCCAUCGUCGUUUUCUCAAUCGGGGUGACAUCCCGUCGGUGCUCCGCCGCGACUUCACUGUUCACAAGCCAUGGCGUACCGCAAAACUGUCAUGUUCGCCCGCCACCAGCCACGACCCCGCGGACGACGACGGCUACUACUUCGGCUGCAGCACCGGACAGGACCGUCCUCAAAACCUUCGAAGUAGCUCAGCCGGUUUUGAUGCCCGGUGGCCCUGCCGAAAGUGACGGCUCAACUCGCCAUGGAGAAGACUAUUCGCCUGAGUUGUGUACCGUCUUAUUGAUGCGCCAUGAUUUUGCUUGGAGUUAUAAUGCCCCGUUUAUUGGGGAAUACACCCCGCCUAAGUGCGAGUUCAAUCGAGUGGUGCUUAACUUUAGCGUUGUGAGCCAGGGCCGGCAGUUUGAUAGGCUUGCUAUCAUGUAUCUCGGCGAUACUGAAGUCUGGAGAACAUCCACAGCUGAACCCACCGCUCCCCCGGGCAUCAGUUGGAUCUACCUUAAGGACAUGACCCAUUACUUGUACUUUUGGAGAUCUCCUCAAAAGAUCAUCUUUGAUCUUGGCAACCUAAUCGACGACAAGUACACGGGCAUAUUCAAUACGACUAUGACCGCUAUCUUUUACAACGACGACGUUAAAACAGACCAGGCACCGCCAAGUGACUUGAUCAUCCCGAUCUCAUCGCGUCAAGGAGCGAACGAUUCGAUCAGCCGGUUCAUAUUGCCGGCCGAGAAGGCGACAAAUACGAUCAGCCUCCCGCGGAACAUUCGCCGUGCCGUUUUCUCCGUCUCAGCCAACGGCCAGGCAAGCGAGGAAUUUUGGUGGAGUAACGUCCUGCAGACCGACGUCUACACCUUCAACGACACGGCGGGCCAGCUUCCGGGUCUCAGUCCUUUCCGCGAAGUUCAGGUGUUCAUCGACGGAGCACUCGCCGGGGUUCAAUGGCCCUUCCCGGUCAUUUUUACCGGCGGAGUCGUUCCCUCGCUACACCGGCCCAUCGUAGGCAUCCAUGCGUUUGACCUGCGCGAGCACGAGAUAGACAUUACCCCCUUCCUAGGUCUGCUCUGCGACGGCCAUGAGCACACCUUCACCAUCCGCGUAGCCGGCCUCGACAAUACUGGUGGCCCCGACAGCACCACGGCCUCGCUCACCUACGCCGUCAACGAAAGCUGGUACGUAACCGGCAAGCUCUUCCUCUGGCUCGACCCAGACCCGUCCUCCAUCACGCGCGGUGAAAUCCCCGUCAUGAGCCACCCCCUCCCCACCAUCGAGGUCACCCGCUCCGUUACAACCUCCACCACCAACGGCACCACGCACAACGAGACCCUCGCCUACACCACCUCCGUCCACCGCGCCCUGCGCAUCACCACAGGCUCGACCACAUGGACGCAGAACCUGCGAUACACCAACAACGGCCACAUCACCGCCGCCGGCUUCAGCCAAGCCAACGACGUCCUCGUCACGGGCACCGACACCCUGCGCACCGCGGCCGAGCCCCACUACUACGGCGCCCACUACGAGUAUCCCGUCUUCUGCAACUCGUCGUACGCCGUCUCGCCCCAGGGGAACCUGUCCAUCCGGGCGCACCUCGGCCAGGGGAAAACGACCGCCGUGACGGGCGCGAGCGUGUUUCCGACCGGGCAGGAGGCGUUUGCCGGGUUUACUGGCCGGGGUUUGGUCACUCACCUGCAGACGAGAAAGGAGGGCACGGCCGAGUUUCGGCAGAGCGGGGAUGGGACGGUCAGUAGCGGGUGGGGGGACGCGUGGCAGGUGUUUUGGUUGGGGGUUGACGGGGAUCCUGACGGGGAGACGUUGUAUUCUAGGCGGGUGCAGGCUGUGAAUGGGACUUUGGUGGAGGAUGUGAGGAGGAUGGAGGGGAGGGAGUUGGGGAGUGGCCCUCGGAAGAGCGGGGAAUGGGUUCUGGAUGCUGCGGCGACGGAGUAUGCUUAGGUAGGUAGUGUGUAAGGUAAGUUUCAAGAGAAUGUGUGGUUUUGGCCGAGGGCUUACAAACUCAACUGUUGUGCUCUGUCUGAGCGUAGUAACCAGGGCACCUAAUGUAUUGUGCAAGCGUCGCAAAAGGGCUAUCCAUCGGCACAUGGCUUUUUGUGUAGGUAGGUAGGUCGUCAUAGAUUUGGUGUCCAACCAAAACCUUACCUGUCACGUUCUGGCCAAAAAUGCCGUACUCCAAAAGAAAAGGGAAAAAAAAAGAAAAAAGAAAAGAAAGAAGAUAGAGCUAGGCAAAAGGUAGAUUAAAUGAAAGAAAUAUCGAGAAACCCAAACUGAAUAAAAGCAAUCGAGCAAAAGAAAAGUAAAUUGAGCAAAUGAAGCUUCUUUUGGCUACCGGAGAGCUUUCGUCUCGUUCCUACAAUCGUGGUUUAGUCGACGUCUGCCCUCGGACCACGGCUUUGUUUGCCUCUGGGGUGCCUGCUGUCGCAAAGUAAUUGC